AUGAAUAGUGCUAUGAGACCUCCCGGUACAAUCCCAUUACCGGAAACACAGAAGGUUGAUGUGGCAAAACAGAAUGAGCCUAAACAGCCUAAAGAGCCCAAGGAGACCAACUACGUUCACAGAAAAAGACACUAUGGCCGUGGCCGUGGUGGCAGAGGACGUGGUGGUCGUUGGGGCCAAGCAAUCCGUUUUGAUGGUUACGGCCGUGGUGGUCGUGGCCGUGGGUCCUUUAAACCGNCGGUGGUAGGGGCCGUGGGUCCUUUAAACCGCAAAUCAAGGCUAAAUCGAGACAAGUAUGGCCGUGGCCAAGGAAGAAGUGGACACGGUGGUCCUGGUCGUGGGACUUACCAAAGACAUAAUUAUGAUGGUCAAGGCUAUAGAAACCGAUUAGGCUUCGGCCGUGGUCGGGGUAAAGGCCGCGGGUUAUCUAAACCCGCAACAUAA
Molecule: messenger RNA, 444 nt
Organism: Camelina sativa (false flax)
Lineage: Eukaryota; Viridiplantae; Streptophyta; Magnoliopsida; Brassicales; Brassicaceae
Source: RefSeq, a predicted model, not a curated record